Molecule: messenger RNA, 1869 nt
Organism: Rubroshorea leprosula
Lineage: Eukaryota; Viridiplantae; Streptophyta; Magnoliopsida; Malvales; Dipterocarpaceae
Source: the annotation of a GenBank genome assembly
UCUCUCUCAAAAAAAAAAGAAAGUACUUUUCCGAUUUCUCUCUCCGGUGGUCUCAGUCCUGCUAACGUGCGCCGGUAUCGGCGGUGCGUCGGACUUAGGGUGUUUCCUGAGAUGUCUCCGGCGGCUUCGCGGACGACGGUUGUCAUAAGGAUAUCUCGGUAUAGGCGGGCCCAGUAGAAAGUAAGGGAAAACGGAAAUCAGACGUCUGAAGGAUUUUGAGUUGUGUUGUGGGACCUAACGUAAGAAUGGACGGCCAGAAAAGUCAGGUGAAGCUCACGAGAACUCAGUCGUCGCUUCUCCGGUCGUCGCCGACCAUCCGAUCGUCCAUCCACAGCCUCGAAGGUGGUGACAGUAGUAGUAAGCCUCUGCUUAAAGAAGAGGAAGGGGAAAGAGACCCGGAGUCGUUACUGAGAGAGGAGAAGAGGAGAAAGCCCUUGAACAAGUACGGGUCGACUCCGAGAAUCGUUGUGACUCGGUUCAACCGGGUGCUGGCCAUGGUUUCGAUCUCCUUCUUCUUCCUUUUCUCUCUCCUUUUGUUCUUCUUCUUCUACAUCAGAAGAGAAGAGAUACCCACAUCGGAAAACCUUCUGCUUGCCCUUACUUUUGUCGCCAUCACUCUGUUUUUUGCUAGCAGAAACAAGUCUCUCAUAAACCGAAGGUUUGCUUCUUGCAAACUAACAUGGGACGAUUACGCAAAAAGACUCGGCUUUCACUCAUCUAACGCUAGUACAAAACCGGUACAGUGGUUCAUCGGGGAAAACAGAGUUUGCAAGAACACCAAGGAGAAGCAGAAGAAGUUGGUGAGAGAAGGGGUGGAAUUCUACAGUAAUGGUGAUUUUUACGAGGGGGAAUUUCACAAGGGGAAGUGCAAUGGAAGCGGGGUCUACAACUACUUUGUGAAUGGAAGGUACGAAGGGGACUGGGUGGAUGGAAGGUAUGAUGGGUAUGGGGUGGAGAGCUGGGCCAGGGGGAGUAGAUAUAGAGGGCAGUAUAGACAGGGUUUAAGGCAUGGAUAUGGGGUUUAUAGAUUCUAUACGGGGGAUUCGUAUGCCGGUGAGUGGUGCAAUGGGCAGAGUCAUGGGCUUGGUAUGCAGACUUGCGCAGACGGCAGCUGUUACAUCGGAGAGUUCAAGUGUGGGGUUAAGCAUGGACUUGGCUGCUACCAUUUCAGGAAUGGAGAUAGAUAUGCUGGAGAAUAUUUUGGGGACAAAAUACACGGGUUUGGUGUUUAUCAUUUCACUAAUGGUCACUAUUAUGAGGGAUCUUGGCAUGAAGGUCGCAGGCAGGGAUAUGGCAUGUAUGCUUUUCGUAAUGGUGAGACAAAAUGUGGUGAAUGGGAUGCCGGCGUCCUUAAGACACCUCAAUCUCCACUAACUGAUGCAGUAGUUCGGGCAGUUCAGGCUGCUAGAAGAACAGCAGAAAAUGCAAUCAGCCUCCGCCGGAUUGAUGAGCAGGUGAACAAGGCAGUUCUUGCUGCAAACAGGGCAGCAACGGCUGCUAGAGUUGCUGCUGUCAAGGCUGUUCAGAACCGGAUGGAUGGUAAAUUUUGUGAUACGGAAUGUCUAAGGGAUUAGCUUAUGGUCAAAAUGUAAAUUCUUUUACUAAUUUUUAUGAACUUGAAGAGGUCACCCCAACGAGCAAAAAGCUCAUCGGAGGUUGAGAGAGCAUGUUUGAGGUCCAUUUUAUCACUUCACACCACAACUUGUAUAUAGAUCAUGUAACCUGUAUAUCAAUGGAAGACGAGUUUUUCAAGGGGUUUUUUUUCCCAUCCUUUAUUGAUGCAAUCCCAUGUGUCUAGUGUGUGGGGCUGAUGAUUCAAGUAGGGUGUAAUUAUUUUGUUUUGCGAUGCAAUAAUGAGAUCGUAGCUUU